AUGUCUGCGACCUUAAUAUAUUAUUGUCGAGAAGAAUGUGUACCACAUCGGGAUCGUGGAGUCAAUUCUCAUUUUACACGUACAUACGUUGAAAAAGUCGUGGCCGAGAUAUGGGCUAUACUAAAAAUAACCAACUACACUGAAUACAACAUUAGACCUG
This is a messenger RNA of Dentiscutata heterogama, 160 nucleotides long. The record is from the annotation of a GenBank genome assembly. Lineage: Eukaryota; Fungi; Glomeromycota; Glomeromycetes; Diversisporales; Gigasporaceae.